UUUACUUAGGCUUCUAGAAAUCAUAAUGUAAUAAACUCUUUUGAAUUAUUUUGUUUAUUCUAUGGAUCUCAUUGUUUACUGGGAGCAAAUAUUCAAGAAAUUGCUUUCUUUUUUAAGAUUGUGGCUCCAAUAUCUAGAGUUAAGAAGCUUGUUAGAUUUCUGUGGAUGAUGUGCUGAGGGAGACGAGCGGUUGUUAGUAGCGGAAUAUAUGCCUAAUGAUACUCUCUCCAAGCAUCUCUUUCACUGGGAGAAACAGCCACUGCCAUGGGAGAUGCGUGUGAGAGUUGCAUACUACAUUGCACAAGCACUUGAUCAUUGCAACAAGGAAAACCGAAAAAUAUAUCAUGACUUGAAUGCAUACAGAGUCCUCUUUGACGAGGAUGGUGACCCACGGUUAUCUAGUUUUGGCCUUAUGAAGAAUAGUCGAGAUGGAAAAAGCUAUAGCACUAACCUGGCUUAUACUCCACCUGAGUUUCUGAGGACAGAUAUGCCAGUUUUUCUUACAUUGUUAAUGCCUUCUCUUUGAUUUUUAUUUGAUAAAGGGAUUUAAAUGUAAACAGAUAUUCAUUUCUAAUAUUGGAUAUAGACAUUAAUUAGAGUAAAAGUGAACUAUUGGGAGAAAUGGAGAAGAAUGAAGAAUUGUUAUUGAUACAGUGAAAAGUGAAGAGAGUUGUCAAGACAAAUACAAGAAAGAAAUAGUCAAGAUCCUCCUGUAAUCCAACUUAAAAAAUUUAGAAACCGGUCAAUGAAUAUAAUACAAAACUAUAAAAACUGGAUUUGGAUCAAGAUGCAAAUUGCAAUGAAUAUAGUA
Messenger RNA from Ziziphus jujuba (common jujube), 811 nucleotides. Its product is annotated as serine/threonine-protein kinase BSK2. The record is from RefSeq and is a predicted model, not a curated record. Lineage: Eukaryota; Viridiplantae; Streptophyta; Magnoliopsida; Rosales; Rhamnaceae. Gene Ontology annotation, molecular function: protein kinase activity; ATP binding. Gene Ontology annotation, biological process: protein phosphorylation; brassinosteroid mediated signaling pathway. The transcript has 3 exons. The coding region runs from base 209 to 526 and encodes 105 amino acids.